Messenger RNA from Nerophis ophidion (straightnose pipefish), 8933 nucleotides. It is a transcript of the gene myo7ab, whose product is annotated as myosin VIIAb. The transcript has 50 exons. Gene Ontology annotation, molecular function: cytoskeletal motor activity; ATP binding; protein binding. Lineage: Eukaryota; Metazoa; Chordata; Actinopteri; Syngnathiformes; Syngnathidae. The record is from RefSeq and is a predicted model, not a curated record. The coding region runs from base 412 to 6999 and encodes 2195 amino acids. Gene Ontology annotation, cellular component: cytoskeleton; myosin complex.
GCUAAUCAGGAUCAGCAGCCAUGAAUGGGACACAGCGAGAGUCUAUAGACUGACCCAAAACAUCCAAAAACUGCUUACUGGACACCUUACUCAGGAGUCGGGAGACCACCAGAGACCUAAAAGGAGGACUUUACUGGAAGGUGGACGGGAGCAGGACCCGGAAGUGGACUCUUCUUCGUCAGUCCAUCAUCCUCUUGGUCUCCUUUUAGACCAGGACUGAAGAGACCCCGACUAGGAGGAAUAAGAGGGGGUCUUGACAAAGUGUGCUGAGAGAGGCUGCGACACUCAUGGACGAGCGGAAACCGAGGCCUUUAGUCGACUUCCUAGGCUGUUAAUGAACGUUCCAAGUCGCUCCAGCCAUCGCCCACACAUGUGAGUUCUGAUGUCCUGGAUUCAAACCGAGACUGAACCAUGGUCAUUCUGCAGCAGGGCGACUAUGUGUGGCUGGACCUCAAAACGGGCCGGGAGUUUGACGUGCCCGUGGGCGCGGUGGUCAAACUCUGCGACUCCGGACAGAUCCAGGUUCUGGACGACGAAGGCAGGGAACACUGGAUCGCCCCCCAGAGCGCCCCCAACAUCAAGCCCAUGCACCCCACCUCCAUCCAGGGGGUGGAGGACAUGAUCCGGUUGGGCGACCUCAACGAAGCCGGAAUUCUGCGCAACCUGCUGAUCCGCUACAAGGAACGCGUCAUUUAUACGUACACGGGGUCCAUCCUGGUGGCCGUAAAUCCCUACCAGCUGCUGCCCAUCUACACGCCCGACCAGAUCCGCCUCUACACCAACAAGAAGAUCGGCGAGAUGCCGCCGCACAUAUUCGCCAUCGCCGACAACUGUUACUUCAACAUGCAGCGCAACAACAAGGACCAGUGUUGCAUCAUCAGCGGUGAAUCCGGAGCCGGCAAGACGGAGAGCACCAAGCUGAUUCUUCAGUUCCUGGCAGCCAUCAGCGGGCAGCACUCCUGGAUUGAGCAGCAAGUCCUGGAGGCCACGCCCAUCCUGGAAGCCUUCGGCAACGCCAAAACCAUCCGCAACGACAACUCCAGCCGAUUCGGCAAGUACAUCGACAUCCACUUCAGCAAGCGAGGGGCCAUCGAGGGGGCCAAGAUAGAACAGUACCUGCUGGAGAAGUCCCGAGUGUGUCGCCAGGCACCAGAUGAGAGGAACUACCACAUUUUCUACUGCAUGCUGAAGGGCAUGAGUCCAGAGAUGAAGGCCAAGCUGGGCUUAGGUCUGGCCAGGGACUACUGCUACCUCACCAUGGGUAAGUGCACUGAGUGCGACGGUCGCGACGACCUGACGGACUACUCCAGCAUCUUGUCAGCCAUGAAGGUCCUCAUGUUCACCGAGACGGAGACCUGGGAGAUCUCCAAGCUGCUGUCGGCCAUCUUGCACAUGGGCAACCUGAGAUUUGAGGCUCGUACGUACGACAACCUGGACGCCUGCGUGGUGGUGAGGUCACCUGACCUGGUCACUGCCGCAUCGCUCAUGGAGGUGGAACCGAAGGACGUGAUGGUGUGUUUGACCACUCGAACGCUGAUCACGCGCGGCGAAAGCGUGGCCACGCCGCUCAGCGUUGAGCAGGGCCUGGAUGUCAGGGAUGCUUUCGUGAAGGGUAUUUACGGCAGGUUAUUUGUUUGGAUCGUGGACAAGAUCAACGCCGCCAUCUUCAGGCCGCCGCCCUGCGAUUACAACAACGUCACGCGACGGUCCAUCGGCUUGCUGGACAUCUUCGGAUUUGAGAACUUCAUCGUCAACAGUUUUGAGCAGCUGUGCAUCAACUUCGCCAACGAGAACCUGCAGCAGUUCUUCGUGCGGCACGUCUUCAAGCUGGAGCAGGAGGAGUACAACCUGGAGGACAUCAGCUGGCAGCACAUCGAGUUCACCGACAACCAGGACGCGCUGGACAUGAUCGCCAACAAGCCCAUGAACAUCAUCUCCCUCAUCGACGAGGAGAGCAAGUUCCCCAAGGGAACUGACUCCACGAUGUUGUACAAGCUCAACUCGCAACACAAACUCAACUCCAACUACAUUCCCCCGAAGAACAGCUACGAGAGCCAGUUCGGUAUCCAACAUUUCGCCGGUGUGGUGCACUACGAGACCAGAGGAUUCCUGGAGAAGAAUCGUGACAGUCUCCACACAGACAUCAUCCAGCUGGUGCACUCGUCCAAGAACAAGUUCAUCAAGCAGAUCUUCCAAGCAGAUGUGGCCAUGUUUCUGUGCGGCUAUCAGCAGCCCAGCACGCCCGUGCCGAAGGGUGUCGAGACCAGGAAGCGCUCUCCGACUCUGAGCAGCCAGUUCAAACGCUCCCUCGAGAUGCUGAUGAGGACGCUGAGUGUGUGUCAGCCUUUCUUUGUCCGCUGCAUUAAACCCAACGAGCUCAAAAAGCCGAUGUUGUUCGACAGAGAGCUGUGCAUCCGCCAGCUGCGCUACUCCGGCAUGAUGGAGACCAUCCGAAUCAGACGGGCCGGCUAUCCCAUCCGGUACUCGUUUGGCGAGUUUGUGGAUCGCUACCGCGUCCUCAUGCCUGGCGUCAAACCAGCGCACAAACAGGGGGACCUGCGAGGCACAUGUCAGCAGAUAGUCCUGGCCCGACUGGGACGCCAUGGAGACUGGCAGAUCGGAAAGACCAAGAUUUUCCUCAAGGAUCACCACGACAUGCAGCUCGAGAUCGAGCGGGACAAGGCCAUCACCGACAAGGUCAUCCUCAUCCAGAAGGCCGUGCGCGGACUCAGGGAGAGGACCCACUUCCGCCGACUGAGGAGCGCCGUGACCGUCCUCCAAAAGCUGUGGCGAGGUUAUCGAUGCAGAAAGGAUUACAAAAUUAUGCGCUGUGGCUUCCUGCGCCUCCAGGCCGUCUUCAGGUCCAGGAAGCACUACAGGAACUACUGCGUCACUCGCCUAUGCAUCACUCACAUCCAAGCCCGCUGCAGGGGGUUCCUCAUACGCCAGACGUUUUGGAGGCGUCUCCGCGCCGUGUCCACAAUGCAGGCCUACACCCGAGGAAUGAUAGCCCGACGCCUCUGCCACAGGCUCAGGGCGGAGCUGCGGCAUCGCCAGGAGGCCGAACGCCAGCGCCUGACCGAGGAGGAGCAGCUCCGCAACCAGAUGACGGCGAGGCGGGCCAAAGUGGAGGCCGAGAGGAAUCACCAGGAGCGCCUUGUCCAGCUCGUCCAGCAGCAGGAGGAGAGGGAGCGGGAGGUGCGAGAAGAAGGCCGCAGGAAGAAGGAGCUGGUGGAGCAGAUGGAGCGGGACAGAGAGCAGCCCGUGGAUCACUCGGACAUGGUGGACCGCAUGUUCGGAUUCCUGGGGAACCCUGGACCUUUGUCCAACCAGGACGGGCAAGCGCCGGCUGGUUUUGAAGACUUGGUGAACGUGCCCCGCGACGAGGAGGCCGAAGGGGAACUGGUGAACCAACCUCUGCCGCUGCCCGACGAGGAAGACGAGGACCUGUCCGAGUACAAGUUCCCCAAGUUUGCCGCCACAUACUUCCAAGGCGUCUCCACCCACACGUACAUCAGACGCGCUCUGAAGCAACCGCUGCUUUUUCAUGAGGAUGAAGGAGACCAGCUGGCCGCGUUAGCCGUGUGGGUCACCAUCCUGAGGUUCAUGGGUGAUCUCCCCGAGCCCAAAUGCCAGCUGGUCCUCAACGACGGCAGCGAGAAGAUCCCCGUCAUGACCAAGAUCUACGAAACACUCGGUAAGAGGACCUACAAGAGGGAGCUACAGGAGCUGCAACUGGACACAGAGAACAGCUCCACCGAAAUCCAGAAGAGGAACAGUGUCCGGCAUAAACUUGUGUCCCUUACUCUGAAGAGGAAGUCCAAAAUCACUGAGGAGGUAACCAGGCGGCUGACCGAGGGGGACUACAGCCUCACGGGGAACAGCAUGCUUGAAGACCGACCCACCUCCAACCUGGAAAAACUGCACUUCAUCAUCGGAAACGGUAUCCUGAGGCCUGCCCUCAGGGAUGAGAUCUACUGUCAGAUCUGUAAGCAGCUCACUCAGAAUCCGUCCAAGAGCAGCCACGCUCGGGGAUGGAUCCUCCUGUCGCUCUGUGUCGGCUGCUUUGCACCUUCGGAGAAGUUUGUUAAGUAUUUAAGGACAUUUCUGAUCAAUGGCCCGCCUGGUUAUGCUCCAUAUUGCGAGGAAAGACUGCGAAGGACGUUUGUCAACCGUACACGGACCCAGCCGCCCUCUUGGUUGGAGUUACAGGCCACUAAAUCCAAGAAGCCCAUCAUGCUUCCGGUGACGUUCAUGGAUGGCACCACCAAGACUCUACUCGCGGACUCAGCCACCACGGCCAGCGAGCUGUGCAACGCUCUGGCGGACAAGAUCAACCUCAAGGACCGCUUUGGGUUCUCGUUGUACAUCGCUCUUUUCGACAAGGUAUCGUCGCUGGGCAGCGGCAACGACCACGUCAUGGACGCUGUUUCCCAGUGUGAGCAGUAUGCCAAAGAGCAAGGUGCACAGGAACGCAACGCUCCGUGGAGGCUGUUCUUCAGGAAGGAGAUCUUCACGCCGUGGCACGACCCCGCCGACGACCAUGUGGCAACCAAUCUCAUUUACCAGCAGAUUGUGCGUGGGGUGAAGUUCGGAGAAUACCGCUGCGAGAGGGAGGAAGACCUAGCCGAGCUGGCAUCCCAGCAGUACUACGUGGAUUACGGCUUGGAAAUCCUGCACGACCGCCUCCUCAGCCUCAUCCCCUCCUACAUCCCGGACAGGGAAAUCACCUCCACCAAGAAUCCGGAGAAGUGGGCUCAGCUCAUCAUCACCGCCCACAAGAAGGGACUGCACAGUAAGAGGAGGCCAAACACGCAGAAGGUGAAGGAGGACGUAGUGUCUUUUGCUCGAUUAAAGUGGCCUUUAUUGUUUUCACGCUUCUACGAGGCCUUCAAGUUCUCAGGACCCAGUCUGCCCAAGAACGAUGUCAUCGUCGCAGUAAACUGGACGGGGGUUUACUUUGUGGACGAGCAGGAACAAGUCCUUCUGGAGCUUUCUUUCCCGGAAACCAUUGCGGUGUCAAGCAGCAGAGGCGGCAAACUCCAAGGUCAAAGUUUCACACUGGCCACCAUCAAAGGAGACGAGUACACGUUCACGUCGAACAACGCAGAGGACAUCCGGGAUUUGGUAGUGGCCUUCCUAGAAGGUCUGCGUAAGCGGUCCAAGUUUGUGGUGGGACUUCUGGACUGUCCCAAUCCUGCCGGGGCAGAUUCCACAUUCCUGAGUUUCUCCAAGGGGGAUCUGAUCAUACUCGAUGAACAUGACGGGGAGCAUGUGAUGAACUCCGGCUGGGCUCACGGGAUCAACGACAAGACCAAGCAGCGAGGCGACUUCCCGGCGGACUGCGUCUAUGUUCUGCCCACCAUCACCAGACCGCAGUACGACAUUGUGGCUCUGGUGACGAUGACUCCGGAUCAGAGGAGGGAAUCCGUCACGCUGUCCCAGAUGAGUCUUGUGGACAACGAGGAUAAAACCAAGGCCUACACACUGGAAGAGUUCUCCUACGACUACUUCAGGCCUCCUCCAAAGAGCACACUUAGCAGGGUGAUGAUAUCUAAAGCCCGAGGGAAGGAGCGUCUGUGGAGCUGCAGCAAGGAGCCUCUCAAGCAAUCUCUUCUGAAGAAGGUUUUUGCCCACGAGGAGCUUUCCCAGGAGGCUUGCCAGGCGUUCAUGGCUGUGAUGAAGUACAUGGGCGACUACCCGUCCAAGCGGGUGCGCUCGGUCAACGAGCUCACCGAUCAGAUCUUCGAGGGGGCCCUGAAAGCUGAGCCGCUGAAAGACGAGAUCUUCUGUCAGAUUCUCAAGCAGCUCACCGACAAUCACAUCAAGUACAGCGAGGAGAAGGGCUGGGAGCUGCUGUGGUUGUGUACUGGCUUGUUCCCUCCUAGUAACAUCCUGCUGCCCCACGUCCAGAAGUUCCUCCAGGCCAAGAAGCACUAUCCUUUGGCUCCCGAUUGCAUGCAGCGGCUGCAGAAAGCCUUGAGGAACGGAUCAAGGAAGUAUCCUCCUCACCUGGUGGAGGUGGAGGCCAUCCAGCACAAAACCACACAGAUCUUCCACAAAGUUUAUUUCCCAGAUGACUCGGACGAGGUGUUUGAGGUGGAGUCCAGCACCAAGGCCAAAGACUUCUGCCACAACAUUUCUGGACGCCUGAUGCUCAAAUCCUCAGAGGGUUUCAGUCUGUUUGUCAAGAUCACAGACAAGGUGAUCAGCGUGCCGGACGGCGACUUCUUCUUCGACUUUGUCCGCCACCUGACCGACUGGAUCAAGAAAGCCAGACACGUGAAAGACGGCGUGGUGCCUUCACUGACCUACCAGGUGUUCUUCAUGAAGAAGCUGUGGACGAACACCAUGCCCGGCAAGGACGCCAUGGCCGACUCCAUCUUCCACUAUUAUCAAGAGCUGCCAAAGUACCUGCGAGGUUACCACAAGUGUUCCAAGGAUGAAGUGCACCAACUAGCGGCACUCAUCUACCGGGUGAAGUUUGAGGAUGACAAGUCCCACUUCCAGAACAUGCCCAAGAUCCUCAAGGACCUCGUCCCCCAGGACCAGAGUCGACAUUUGUCUCCUGACGACUGGAAGAGGUCCAUCAUGUCGGUGUUUAACAAACAAUCUGGAAAAACCAAAGAAGAAGCCAAACUUUCCUUCCUGAAACUCAUCUACAAGUGGCCCACAUUUGGGUCGGCCUUCUUUGAAGUCAAACAAACCACUGAUCCAAAUUACCCGGAAACCCUCUUGAUUGCCAUCAACAAACACGGAGUCAGUCUCAUUGACCCCAAGUCCAAGGACAUCUUGACCACGCACCCCUUCACCAAGAUCUCGAACUGGAGCAGCGGCAACACCUACUUCCACAUCACCAUCGGGAACCUGGUGCGAGGAAGCAAGCUGCUGUGCGAAACCUCGCUGGGCUACAAAAUGGACGACCUGCUUACGUCGUACAUCAGCCAGAUGUUGACCACCAUGACCAAACAGCGGAGCUCUCGCGGCAGCAGCAAGUGAACACUGGCGGCGUCUCCUAUUGGCCCUUAACACUCACUAGUUGCCUUCCAAUCAGCUCUUUCCUCGCCGGUAUGUGGCGCCUGCCCGAGGUUAUCGUCCCCCUUGGGUCUCCAUGCAGCAACAUUAUUUAAAGUUCAGUUAAAGUACCAAUGAUUGUCACAAACACACAAGGUGUGGCGAAAUGUGUCCUCUGUGUUAGACCCAUCCCCUUGUUCACCCCCUGGGAGGUGAGGGGGAGCAGUGGGCAGCAGUAGUGGCCGCGCCCGGGAAUCAUUUUAGGUGAUUCAACCCCCAAUUCCAGCCCUUGAUGCUGAGUGCCAAGCAGUGAGGUAAUGGGUCCCAUUUUUAUGUAUGUGCGUUACCGUUUUGUUGGAGACUGAAAUCAACGCAAUGAUCCACUUAAAGGGGAACAUUAUCACAAUUUCAGAAGGGUUAAAACCAAUAAAAAUCAGUUCCCAGUGGCUUAUUUUAUUUUUCAAAGUUUUUUUUCAAAAUUUUACCCAUCAUGGAAUAUCCUGAAAAAAGGCUUUAAAGUGCCUGAUUUUCGCUGUCUGUAAAUCCACCCGUCCAUUUUCCUGUGACGUCACAUAGUGACGCCAAUACAAACAUGGCGGAUACCACAGCAAGAUAUGGCGACAUUAGCUCGGAUUCAGACUCGGAUUUCAGCGGUUUAAGCGAUUCAACAGAUUACGCAUGUAUUGAAACGGAUGGUUGGAGUAUGUAGGCAGAUAGCGAAAAUGAAAUUGAAGAAGUAACUGAAGCUAUUGAGCGAAGAGCUAUUGAAGCUAUUCGGCGAUCGCCUUCUAACCAACGAUUGCAUCUUUUGACCACUGGAGCAACUUAAACCCGUCGAUUGGUAAGUGUUUGUUUGGCAUUAAAUGUGGGUGGAGAGGAAGGCUGGAUGCAAAUAUAGCUAUAAAUGUACAUACAGCUAGCCUAAAUAGCAUGUUAGCAUCGAUUAGCUGGCAGUCAUUCCACGACCAAAUAUGUCUGAUUAGCACAUCAACAAAAUUCACCUUUGUGAUCUCGUUGACUUUAUCGUUGGAAAUGCAUCUGUUUUGAGUGUCGCAGGAUAUCCACACGUUUCUCUGUGCCAUGUCUGUCGUAGCAUCGCCGGUAAAAUGUGCGGACCAAACGAGGGACUUUCGCAUCUUUUUACACUGGUGCAACUUGAAUCCGUCGAUUGGUAUGAUUUUGUUUGGCAUUAAAUGUGGGUGGAGGGAAAGGCUGGAUGCAAAUACAGCUACAAAUGAGGCAUAACGAUGUAAUAUGUACAUACAGAUAGCCUAAAUAGCAUGUUAGCAUCGAUUAGCAUGCCGUGCUAAUCGAUGUACACUCCUCGUAAGACAACUUGAAUCCGUCCCUGAUCGUGUUGUUACACCCUCCGACAACACACCGACGAGGCAUGAUGUCUCCAAGGUACGGGAAACAGUCGAAAAACGGAAAAUAACAGAGCUGAUUUACCUCGGUGAUUGUAAUGUGUUUGAGAAAAUGGCGGUUUGAUUACCUAUGUGACGUUUUAAUUCGCCAAAAUUCACCCAUUUAGAGUUCGGAAAUCGGUUGAAAAAAGAUAUGGUCUUUUUCUGCAACAUCAAGGUAUAUAUUGACGCUUACAUAGGCCUGGUGAUAAUGUUCCCCUUAAAGACUUUUUUUGUAGGCCACUUGUCUCGUAACGUGAUUUUCUUCAGCAGGAUAGUUGGCUAAAAAAAUGUAAGCGUGAGGUAAGUAGCUUAUCCUUAUUUAUACUUUUGCCGAUGUGUUACUUGUGCCACCAACUUCACCUCCGUCCUAUAAUCGUUGUUUUUUAUGUAUGAAAAAUGAUGCAGGGGUUUAAAAUCCCAGUGCUCAAAGCAACACGUGGUAGAAGUAAAAAUGACUUUAUGCAAAAUGCACACUGGAGCUUGUUCCUUGAAAAUAAAAGAGCAACAAAACAA